Messenger RNA from Rubroshorea leprosula, 4513 nucleotides. Lineage: Eukaryota; Viridiplantae; Streptophyta; Magnoliopsida; Malvales; Dipterocarpaceae. The record is from the annotation of a GenBank genome assembly.
AUUGAAACCAACCCUAAGCUCCUUUGAUCUCCACCUUAAAGGUAGCCCCGAUUAUUGCUGACUUAAGCAUCGGAGUGUCUACCCCGAGAUCCAUCUCGGGGCUUUGCAGGUUAACUCGGAGUGCAGACGUGGACUGAAGAAGGACUUCUGGUUUGGUGCAAUUACAUUUGGCGCCAUCUGUGGGAAUUCGAAUUGAAAGCUUUCUUGUUGCUCUUUCAUCAUGGUUAACACUCGAUCAGUCCGAGCUGGAAACCCAUCUCUGCCUCUUGGACAAGCUCACAACUUAACUUCCACCGCCAACCAAGAUGUAGUUGCAGCUCAGCUUGUUGCCAUGCAACAACAGUUUGGUGUUUUUCAGCUGGUAUUAGCUCAGCUCUUAGCUCGGAACAAUCCUGGUGAUCCCCUCAUUAAUUUACUCAACCCUGCUCAACAACCCCCAACUCCACAGCAAAACCCUCAACCAGUUCAGCAUGCCCCUGCUCUUAGUGAAUCUCAGGGUCAAUCUCACAUAGCACCAGCUCAACAACCCCUCCCUGAUGAUGUCACUCAACGUCUGGACAGUUUAGAAAAGUUGAUACCACAACUUGAGACUUAUGAUGGGACGAAGGAUCCCGAUGAUCACUUACAUGCUUUCUACUCUUGUAUGCAAGCCCAGAACGCCUCUGACGCGUUGAUGUGCAAAAUCUUUCCCUCUACUCUCCGAGGUAAUGCUCGAACUUGGUAUUACAGUCUACCUCCGAGGUCAAUCAGUUCUUAUACAGAAAUGGCAUCUGCCUUUGCCACAAAGUUUUCCAGUAGAAGAUUCAGAGAUAGUUUAAUCAAACACCCUGCCACUACCUUUAGCGAGGUGAAUGAUAGGUCUCUGAAAUUUAUAACUGCUGAGGAAUAUGCACUGUCGCAGAACCCAACUCCCUCUAAGAACCAAAACCCAGACUGGAGAGAUAAGAAUUCGAGUAGGAAACGGAUGAGAGUAGCACAGAACCGAGGUCCAAUGUCGACCUCCACACCGAGAUUCGAAAGACCGAAAUCAGCACCCCCACAACAAUCUACAGGUAAACCUCUGUGCAACAGUUUGAGGUCCGAGCUGGAAAGUCUUGCCCAGAAGGGAAUGUUGAAUGAGUACAUUCACAGAGCUCAGCAGCCGAGAUUUGUCAGAGAACAGGGGCCACAGCCCCAAGGAAACCGCAAUCCACCAAACAGGCAAGGAGUAGGGCAUCAACAAGCCCCACCUCCACUUCCACCACCAGCCAGAAUUAUACACAUGAUUACGGGAGGCCUAAAAGCAGGGACCAAAAAUGUGCAACUCACUAAAGUUGAGGGACCAAAUUUAGCAUUUAACCAACAGAGAAAGCUGUAUGUCAGAGAGGUGAAGCAUCAAAACCGAGCUCAGAAACGGAAGUUUGACGAUGCCGAGUGGAAAAAUCAACCCAUUACUUUUACACCUGCUGAUUUUGAUACAGUCGUCACACCUCACAAUGACCCUCUAGUCACUUCUGUCAUGAUUAACAAUUGUGAGGUACAACGUGUCCUUGUUGACACAGGGAGUGCACCAGACAUCAUGUACUUCCAUUGUUUUGAGAGUCUUGGGUUGAAUCCAGCUUUGUUGCAGCGGUAUGAUGGUCCUAUUUAUGGAUUCAACAACCAACCAGUUCCAGUUGAAGGGGUCCUAACACUGAAUGUUGCAUUUGGAAGUGGCCGGAACUAUGUGACUCCUUCAGUUCGGUUUCUAGUGGUUAAGAUGCCUUCUUCCUUCAACGUUGUCAUUGGCCGACCCACACUGACUGAAAUCCGAGCUGUGGUUUCCCAGUCUCACCUAUGCUUGAAGUUCCCAACUCCCAUGGGAAUAGCAACAUUGCGAGGCAAUCAGGAGGUGGCCAGACAUUGCUAUAUCACCUCGGUCACACGACCUCAGAAGGACAAAGAUCAGACACCCGAGGCCAAUCCUCAACGGAUUCCUAAUGAUCAGCAAGUCAUGGGUGUUGAAAUAGUAGAUAACCGACCGGAAGAUGUGACUAGGGCUGCUCCAGUCGAAGAUGUUGAGGAAGUGCCCAUUGAUGACAGAGAUCCAAGCCGAAAGACGCAGAUUGGAACUCGACUGAGCACGGAGGAAAGAGCAGAGUUAAUAGCUUUUCUCCACGCUAACAAUGAUGUCUUCGCUUGGACUUCGGCAGAUAUGCCGGGAAUCCCACCCUCAGUAUCCCAACAUAAGCUCAGUACCUAUUCGUUGAAGAGACCAGUACCCCAGAAGCGACGUCUCUUCGGGGGCGAGAGGCUUCAGGCCAUAAAAGAAGAAGUAGAGAAGCUUCUACAAGCUGGUUUCGUCAGAAAAGUCGAUUAUUGUGAAUGGGUGGCUAACCCAGUGCUGGUGAAAAAGGCAAAUGCUUAUGGAAACGAGAUAUUAAGUCUCUUGGAUUCAUAUUCUGGCUACCACCAGAACGUAGGUGCCACUUACCAGAAGAUGGUUACCAUUGUAUUCCGAGUUCAAAUAGGUCGAAAUUUGGAAGUCUAUUUUGAUGAUAUAGUGGUGAAGAGUUUGAAAGCUGAAGAUCACCUAGCUGACCUCGAGGAGACAUUCAACAAUCUCAGAAAAAACAAAAUACGGUUAAAUCCAGCCAAAUGUAUCUUCGGCGUGGAGUCUAGAAAAUUUCUAAGCUUCAUGGUAUCCCGAAGAGGGAUUGAAGUCAAUCCGGAAAAGAUCAGAGCGAUAGCCGAGAUGAAACCGCCGAAGUCAGUGAAAGAUAUACAGAGGUUGACUGGAAGGGUGGCAGCUCUUCAUCGGUUCAUAUCGAAGUCAGCAGAUAAGUGCUUGCCAUUUUUCAAGAUUAUGAGGUCAGCCGCCCAGAAACACGAAUCAGGAAAACAAAAGAAGUUUGAAUGGAAUCAGGACUGCCAAGCCGCAUUCGAAGAGCUGAAGUCUUAUCUUAGCUCACCACCUCUACUGACCAAGGCCAUAGAUGGAGAGAUCCUCUAUUUGUAUCUGGGAAUUUCAGACGAAGCCAUUAGUUCGGUUCUGGUGAGAGAAGAAGCCAAACAACUGAAACCAAUCUAUUACAUCAGCAGUGUGCUGCAUGGUGCAGAGCUGAGAUAUCCUAUUGCUGAGAAAGCAGCUUUAGCAAUUGUCACUUCGGCCAGGAAGUUGAGGCCAUAUUUUCAGUCACACCCAAUCAUCGUCCUCACAUACCAACCUCUUCGACAGAUUUUACAGAAGCCAGAAUGCUCUGGAAAAUUAAUUAAAUGGGUAGUAGAACUGAGGGAAUUCGAGAUAACGUUUCAGCACAGAUCUGCAAUUCGAGCUCAAACACUGGUAGAUUUUAUUGUAGAAUGCACUCCAUAUGGAUACCGAAGUGAGCAUGCUCUGAAGUUUAACUUCGAUGCAACAAAUAACAUGACUGAGUAUGAAGCUCUGCUACUUGGUCUACAGUUAGCAUUGGAAUUGAAAGCAGAUUCACUCUUUAAGUUUGCCUCUGAUAGUUCUUUAAGUUCCAGAUCAGUUUUUGUGGAGGUUUUAGAUGAACCAAGCUUCAUGAAGCCACGGAUGAUGGAGAUUAGCACAGACCCAGACACACCGAGCUGGACUGACUCGAUUAUCUCCUUUUUACAAGACGGGACAGUACCUAAAGACAAGAAAGAGGCAAUGAGGUUGAGGAAGAAAGCAUCUCGGUAUACACUUGUUGAUGGAGUCCUUUAUAAGAGAUCUUUCUCACUCCCUCUUCUACGAUGCUUGAAUCCCUAUGAAGCGGAGUACGCACUUCGGGAGGUACAUGAAGGUGUCUGCGGAAGCCACGUUGGUGCUAGAACUUUGGCUCACAAAGUCUUAAGACAGGGGUAUUACUGGCCAAACAUGUAUAAAGAUGCCACUCAUUUUGUUCAGAAAUGCUCGAUGUGUCAAUUCUUUGCACAUCUAACUCACCAACCAGUAGAGGAGCUUACGAACUUAGUAGCACCAUGGCCAUUUGCUCAGUGGGGACUGGAUCUCUUGGGCCCAUUUGUGAAAGGGGUUGGUGAUGUAACCCAUCUGAUUGUUGGUGUGGAUUAUUUUACCAAAUGGGUUGAAGCUAGGCCGUUAUCCAGUCUUACCUCUAAGAAAGUUGAAGACUUUGUUUUCAGUUCGAUCAUCUGCAGAUAUGGGAUCCCAAACCAGAUUGUGGCUGAUAAUGGAACUCAAUUCAACUGCUCCUCAUUCCGAGAUUUUUGUUCCAGUUACGGGAUCAAAUUGCAGUUCAUCUCAGUUUACCAUCCGGAGUCCAAUGGUAUGGUGGAAUCUGUUAAUAAAUGCAUUUUAGAAGGAAUAAAGCCGAGGCUAGAACAGCACAAAGCCAAGUGGGUAGAUGAGCUCAACAACGUCCUCUAGGCAUACAGAACAACGAGCGGAACUGCCACAGGUACUAUUUUUAAACCAGGUUCCUUUCGUUUUAUUUUUAUUCUACGUUACUUUGUCACUUGCGAUUCUACCCUAGAUCAAAUAUGCAUAAUAUGUAAAGCAGAUUCUAAAGAAUACAAUUUCAUGAAAUAG